Acanthosepion pharaonis is the source of this 1227-nucleotide messenger RNA. The record is from the annotation of a GenBank genome assembly. Lineage: Eukaryota; Metazoa; Mollusca; Cephalopoda; Sepiida; Sepiidae.
AUGUCAAUAGACUUAGACCAAAUUUUACAGUAUCUUUCUCUAUUUAUGUUUUUCAUUUCGUUAACCUAUUUAUAUGUUCGCUGUCACUUAACGGAGCCAAUGUUUUCUUCCUUUUUUCCAAAUCCUUUCUUUCUUUCUUUUCCCAUUUUCUCUACGUUCGUCUUUUCUUGCUUUAAUACUUUUUUUUUCAGUUCCUUUCUUUCUUCAUUUCUCAGCUUUCUUUCUUUCUCUUCUUUCUUCCGCCAUUUUUCUUUCUUUCAAUCUUGUUUAUAUGUCUCUUUCCUUUUUCCUCUGUCAUUUCAUAAUCCAAUACGUUCACUGAUUUCUAUAGGCAAAUGUAUUUUUCCUUUCUCGUCUUUUAUCGUUCUUUUCCAUUUUCAUUCCAUCUGUUUUCUUUCUUUUUUUCUUUUCCUAGUGUCUUUCAUUCUCAAAUUUCUUUCUUUUGCCUCUUUCUUUCAUUUGUUUCGUAUUUUUCUCUUGUUCUUUUUUUUUUCUUUUUUACCUUGUUCAUAUAUGUCUCAUUCUUUUCUCAUUUAUUAUCUGAAGACUAUCAAUAAUUUAUUUAUUUCUCAGCGGUCUUUCUUUUCUUUCAUUCUAUAUAUAUUUAAUUAUUUCUCAACUGUCUUUCUUCCUCUUUAUUUAUCUUUCAUCGGUCUUUAUUUAUUUAUUUAUUUAUCUAUUUAUUUAUUUCUCAACUACCUUUCUUUCUUUUCCUCCUUUGUUUCUUUAUUUCUUUCUUUCUUUCUUUCUUUAUUUCUUUCUUUGUUCACUUUCUUUCUCUUCUUUCUAAAUUCAUUUUUUCUUUCUACCGUCUUUUCUUUCUUUCAACGUUUCUUUCCUUCAUUUCCCACUUUCUUUCUUUCUUUCUUUCUUUCUUUCUUUCUUCAUUUUCACGACAUUCUUUCUCCGUUUUUUUCUUUCUUAGCCUCAUGUUGGUAUUUCUUCUCUCUCUCUCUCUCUCUCUUUCCCUGUUUAACAAUCGAUCGUUCCCCCCCCCUUGCACUCAUCCACUCCCUAUCUUCCUUUCUUUAUUUCUUUCUUUAUUUAUUUUUUCACUUUCUUUCUCUCCUUUUUCUUUCUUUCAACGUUUCUUUCCUUCAUUUCCCACUUUCUUUCUUUCUUCAUUUUCACGACAUUCUUUCUCCGCUUUUUUUCUUUCUUAGCCUCCUGUUGGUAUUUCUUUCUCUCUCUCUCUCUCUCUCUCUCUCUCUCUCUUUCCCAAUUUAA